Messenger RNA from Pygocentrus nattereri (red-bellied piranha), 4068 nucleotides. RefSeq names its product leucine-rich repeat LGI family, member 2a (gene lgi2a). NCBI's taxonomy places the organism in Eukaryota, Metazoa, Chordata, Actinopteri, Characiformes, Serrasalmidae. Gene Ontology annotation, biological process: inhibitory synapse assembly. Gene Ontology annotation, molecular function: protein binding. The record is from RefSeq and is a predicted model, not a curated record. The coding region runs from base 144 to 1766 and encodes 540 amino acids. The transcript is spliced from 8 exons.
AUGAAGCUGAGCGCGAGGAGCUUCAGCUGCGGCUCGACUGCUGAUGUCAGGAGCUUCAGUGCUGCAGUUGGGGCUGCAGGCAGGACUCGGUGGAGCUCAGGUCUUUCCUCUCCGGACUCCCACAUGCAAACCAGCCAGGAAAGAUGGUCUCCACGGUCAAACAGUGCGCUGUAAUGUCGGCGAUGUUGCUCUGGUUGAUGCCGUCCGUCCACUCGGGGAAAAAGGUCUUUAAAUGCCUUUCAUCAUGCAGCUGUUCCAAGGAGUCCAUCAUCUGCGUCGGGUCUUCGUAUGUCCCCCGGGUCACCCCCAACGAUGUCAGCUCGCUGAGCAUCGUGAACGGAACCUUCUCUGAGGUGAAGGAGGCGAUGUUCGCCCACAUGCCCUCCCUGCAGCUACUACUGCUUAACUCAAACGCACUUACUACAAUCAGGGAUGAUGCAUUUGCUGGCCUACCACAUCUGGAGUAUUUGUUCAUUGAAAACAACAAAAUUGAGACAACUUCAAAAUAUUCCUUCAGAGGGCUCAGAGACCUGACUCAUUUGUCUUUGGCGAACAACAACAUCAAAGCCUUGCCAAGAGAUCUCUUCAUUGAUCUGGAUUCACUAAUAGAGCUAGACCUGAGAGGUAAUGUGUUUGAGUGUGACUGUCGUGCUAAGUGGCUGAUGAUGUGGUUGAAGAACACCAAUGCCACUGUGUCAGAUGUCCUCUGUGCUGGCCCUGAGGAGAUGAAGGGCAAGCGGCUCAAUGACAUGGCAAGCCUCCACAACGAGUGCAUCUCCACAGAUUUCAUUCCACUUCACUCUGUGACCACUGAGUCUCUAUCUGUGGACACAUUCUCUCACAAGAAUGAUGUGUAUGUGGCCAUUGCUGCCCCUAACAUAGAGAGCUGCAUGGUGCUUCAAUGGGACCACAUUGAAAUGAACUUCAGGACUUAUGACAACAUUACAGGUCAGUCUAUUGUUGGCUGUAAGUCAGUGAUCAUCCAGAACCAGGUGUUUGUGAUUGUUGCUCAGCUUUUUGGUGGUUCUCACAUCUACAAGUUUGAUGAAGAUCAAAGCAAGUUCACCAAGUUUCAGGACAUUGAAGUGUCUAAGAUCUCCAAGCCCAAUGACAUUGAAGCCUUCCAGAUCGGUGAUGAUUGGUUCUUUGUUAUAGCCGAUAGCUCUAAGGCUGGUCUUUCAACCCUCUAUAAGUGGAAUGACAAGGGCUUCUAUUCCUACCAGUCCCUGCAUGAAUGGUACCGUGAUACCGAUGCAGAGUUUGUGGACUUGGAUGGCAAGGCUCACCUCAUCCUGGCCAGUCGAUCUCAAGUCCCAGUAAUUUACCAGUGGAGCAAGAGUGUACAGAAGUUUGUCUUACAAGGUGAAAUCCCCAAUAUGGAGGACGUAGUGGCUGUCAAGGCUUUCUGGAUUAAGGAGGAAAUUUACCUGGCUAUGACACGAUACAUUGGUGACUCUAAAGUUCUUCACUGGACUGCCAAGCAUUUCUCUGAGGUUCAGGCCCUUCCUUCAAGAGGUUCCAUGAUCCUUCAACCAUUCACCUUCAAAGAUCGGUAUUAUCUGGCUUUAGGUAGUGACUACACCUUCUCACAGAUCUACCUGUGGGAUGCGGAGAAGAAGACUUUUGAGCGUUUUAAGGAAGUGUACAUCCAAGCCCCACGCUCUUUUACCGUGGUCUCUACAGACCGCCGGGACUUCAUCUUCGCUUCCAGCUUCAAGGGUAGCACGCAGAUAUUUGAGCACAUCAUUAUCGAUCUGAGCCUGUGAGAUCCUACAUGGACACAGGGUCCAAAAGGCCAUCUGGAAGAAUUUCAGCAUCCAACAAUGUCUUCCAUUCAAAACCUUACUAUUUGCUUGGGGAGGGUAUAUGGGAAUGUUGGAUGUGGAGAAGGUUGGUUGGAAAUGACGUUCAAGAAGCUUUAUCAGGUAUGUAAUGUAAUUUCAUGGUAUGGUACAUAGUAGUUCAUGCGUUUGUAUAAAGCUCUACAUUUAUUUAGAAUGUUGCUUGCCAUUUGUCUGUUCAUGUUUUUAUUUAUUGAUUUACUGAUUGAUUUGUUUAUUUGGUACACCUUUAGCUGAGAUGUUCUUCAGCCCAUGAAAUGAGUACAUUCAUUGGGGACACAUAGUGCUAGGUGGAGCUAUACCCAAAUCACUCGCAUAUAUAAAACUAGCAAUAUCUUGAAGGACUUGGCAUUUAUGCAGCAAUCAUGCUGUGGCACCAUGCAUGAUAGAGUUGCAAAAAUAAAUAAAUAAACAAAUAAUUUAUUGCAGGCAUGCUGAAAAACUUCUGGUGUUAACUUGCAACGUUCAGGUGACUGAUGAAAUGCAGUCAAAUUCUAUACAAUUAAAUACCACCGUAUUUGUGAUAGUUCAUUACGUUUACAUAUCCUUACAAUAUUUUUACAAUUCUUUGCUGAAUGUAGGACCUGUUUGCUCUACAACUACAUACAGUACUGUCCAAAGUCAAAGGCCAUCCUUCUUUUACUUAGUUUCAGUCAAAACAGCCAAGUACAAUUAAUUAAUUUUUCAAUGUCAGGAGAAAAGACAGAAAACAUAUAUUCAACGUCUAAAACAUAUAUUUUUUCCAGUAUGGCGUAUGCCCACACUGUCUGUAUUACAUGCUUUCAGCUUUUCAAAGAUGUCUGCAGGGAUAUUUUCCCACACCUCCAAGUUCAGUCUCAGAGGCUGGUUGCAUUUUCUGAUGUUUAUGUUGAGGUCUGGGGGGGUUGUCAGUCUGUUGUUCUGAGAACACAAGCUUCUUUUGUUUGACUUGCAAAUUAUUCUCUUUUUGUCUAUUUACUUUUAUCAGUAAAGUCUCCUGAAAAACAACUAACAUGUACAUAAUGGCUAUUUUGACUGGAAAUAUAUUAAAUGAAGCAUGCUUUCUGACUUUUUCUCAGUACUGUAGUACAUACAAAACUCAAACUAGGUUUGUUGCAUCAUGCCUUUAGUUUACAUUGCCUUAUGAGUGUGUUGAGUUUUAGUGCAAAGAACAUUCUACCUUAAUACUGGAGCAUGAGCUAUUGCUGUGCUUUCAUUCUAAAGACCUGGACAGUUUAAUGCCUGUCUUUUAUUAUGUUUUGUUUGUUGAAAUUCUUCUGGAGACGUUUCUGGAUACUAUUUUACCUAAAUAUAGUAUCUAGAAGGUCACUGUUAAUUAAAAAAGAUUUCAAUAUCUCAUAGAUUUCUCAUAAACUUACUGUUUUUGCAGCAUGGUACACUAUGCAGAUGCAAUAACACUUCAGACCUACUUAUAGAAUCUGUGCCUAUAACCCCUUGAAAUGGUUUCAAGAGAAAGUGACUGCAGAUCCUUACAGCCAUCUUUGAAAUAUUGGGGAAAAAUAGUUUUUAAUCUACAUGUUUGGGGUGCAUCGUUUGAGCAGUGUUGUGUAAAUAUUCAUUGAAUGUACAAAAAUUUUCCAUUGUUCACACUCAUUCAAUUUUGUAUUUAGAUCUUUACGUAAACUCAUGAUCAUUGUAACUAUGCCUGACCUUGGACUGACCUUACUUCUAGUAGUGGUGAAUGGUAGAAAUCUUACAAUGCCAUUGUUACAACAUACAACAUUUAACCAUCCUCAUGACUGAGACUGUGAACCUCUGUUUUACUGAAAAAUGUACAUUGUUCACAGUCAGAUGCAGCUCCAAAUUGGUUAUAGCACCAUGUCUGUCCCAAAGAGGACAGCAUUAAUGAGUUCUUCCUAAAUAACUUACUGUAGAGAGGAAUUUAUUUAAUUGAAAUGCGGUCGCUACAGUGGAAAAACGUGGAAUUACUUUUUCAUAGUGACAUGCAGAAUAUGUGUCAAAAUAAUAAGCAAACACUUUAUUUAUGUUCAUAAUAAUAAUUACAUUCUUUUCUCGAUGUUUGACCUGUUUAUUAAAAAACAAUACACAAUGAUUUACUGAUUUCAUGUCAGAACUGAAUAUGGUCCACUUUGCUAUAUUGCUUUCAAAAUCACACAAAAAUCAUCAAUGGAAAUCAAAUUUAUUAACCAAUGGAGGCCUGGAUUUGGAGUCACACACAAAAUUAAAGUGGAAAAACACACUACAGGCUGAUCCAACUUUGAUGUAA